AUGGCACACACGCAUGAUGGUUCAGUGGAACCUAACCUCUCUACAGGCGAACAAACGACAAUGGCUGCCAACGUUUCUCAUGGCCGUGGCGGUGCCGCCAACAUCGGACCUGACGAUACCCCAUACACUGACGGCGAAAUCGUACGUGAAGGCCCAACCGGCAACCAAGGCGACGGGCCCUAUUCGGCAGGACGUGGAGGAGCUGGCAACAUCGACAAAGAUGGAGUAGCAGCGGGAGGCACACCUCACGAUACCGAAAUCGUUCCCGAGACAGCCACUCGCAUUGUCAAGGAAGAGUCCCACCACGUUGGUCGCGGAGGCGCAGGCAACGAGCAACAUGUGCACGAGAAGAAGCCCUCCAUCCUGGACAAGCUCAAGAAGAUCUUCAAGUGA
Exophiala bonariae is the source of this 393-nucleotide messenger RNA. RefSeq lists its product as uncharacterized. The record is from RefSeq and is a predicted model, not a curated record. NCBI's taxonomy places the organism in Eukaryota, Fungi, Ascomycota, Eurotiomycetes, Chaetothyriales, Herpotrichiellaceae. Bases 1 to 393 code for a protein of 130 amino acids. The transcript has 2 exons.